This is a messenger RNA of Laccaria bicolor S238N-H82, 378 nucleotides long. RefSeq lists its product as uncharacterized. The coding region runs from base 1 to 378 and encodes 125 amino acids. Gene Ontology annotation, biological process: Golgi to endosome transport; Golgi to vacuole transport; protein targeting to vacuole. The record is from RefSeq and is a predicted model, not a curated record. NCBI's taxonomy places the organism in Eukaryota, Fungi, Basidiomycota, Agaricomycetes, Agaricales, Hydnangiaceae. Gene Ontology annotation, cellular component: Golgi apparatus. The transcript is spliced from 3 exons.
AUGGCAGCAAUGGACCUCGCUUUGCUCCCAUCUGAAGACGACGAGGGCAAACCAAUCACAUGCAACCCCGCUGAUACCGAUCUUUCCUCAGUCCACCUUCACUCCGUCACGACCCCACACAACCAUGGCCGCAUCUUUUGGUCACCAGCACCUGGUUUUGCCAUGGGCGUUGGGUCGGUACGCGAGCGUUUCUUACCGUACGAGGAAGGCGACACAUUUAUCAGCACAGGCGCCGGCGUUACGUGGCAGAUGGCCCGACGAGACGCGCACAAGUACGAGUUUGGCGAUAAGGGGAACAACCUGGUGGUGGUGAAUGACGAGGACGGGAUGGACAAUCUGCGACAUUCUCUCGAUCUGGGUAAAUCAUGUGAAAUAUGA